Messenger RNA from Mytilinidion resinicola, 3220 nucleotides. Its product is annotated as glycosyl transferase. Gene Ontology annotation, cellular component: cytoplasm. Gene Ontology annotation, biological process: glycogen catabolic process. Gene Ontology annotation, molecular function: pyridoxal phosphate binding; glycogen phosphorylase activity. Lineage: Eukaryota; Fungi; Ascomycota; Dothideomycetes; Mytilinidiales; Mytilinidiaceae. The record is from RefSeq and is a predicted model, not a curated record. The transcript has 10 exons. The coding region runs from base 263 to 2917 and encodes 884 amino acids.
UACACGCCUCCAGACACUGAGGCGCUCCCCCUCCUCACCUGGCUGCCUUGGUUUGCCCUCACUCACCGCGUUGCCGCUCGCCUCUUCGCCGUUGUCACAGCUCCGAGUGCCCCACCAUCUGUGCUCAAGCACCGAGCUCUCAGUCCACCGCAGCAAAACACCACGUCCGGCUCUGCCCCGUCUGAUUCUUUUUCUUUCCUCUCUCCUCUUGUCUUCUCUGAAGCCCUUCCAAGUCAAUUGACCCCUCACCGCACCAUCCGCCAUGGCAGCUCCAGCCAAAUCCGCCCGCGAGCGGCGCCCCUCGACGAGUGCUCCUCUGAGCGACCUCCAGGGCCCCGUGGGACCUACCUUCUCGCGCCCCAAGCACAAGCGAACCGUCACUGGCUUUGGUCCGGGUGAGAUCAAGAGCGUUGAGGCGAGCAUUCCGGAGCCGCAGCGUGCCGCCUGGAAGAAGUUCACCCCCAAGCCCUUCGACACUGCUGAGGAGUUCAAUGCGGAAGCUGUGAGGCACAUUGAGACCACUUUGGCGAGGAGCAUGUACAAUUGCGAUGAAGGUGCUGCAUACGCUGGAACUGCUUUGGCGUUUCGAGACCGCUUGGUCCUUGACUGGAACAAGACCCAGCAAGCCCAGACCUUUAAGGAUCAGAAGCGCGUAUACUAUCUGUCUCUAGAGUUCCUGAUGGGUCGAGCUCUGGACAACGCUAUGCUCAACAUUGGCAAGAAAGAUGUGGCCGUCAAGGGCCUCAGCGACCUUGGCUUCCGUAUGGAGGACAUUAUCAGCCAAGAGCACGAUGCUGCACUUGGAAACGGAGGUCUCGGUCGUCUCGCCGCCUGCUUCCUGGACAGUAUGGCAUCAUUGAACUACCCAGCUUGGGGCUACGGUCUACGAUACAGAUACGGUAUCUUCAAGCAGGAGAUCAUCGACGGAUACCAGGUCGAGGUUCCCGACUACUGGUUGGACUUCAACCCCUGGGAAUUUGCCAGACAUGACAUUACUGUCGAUGUACAGUUCUAUGGCUAUGUUUCAAAAUACCAGGAUGACGAUGGCAAGAAUGUCUCUUUCUGGGAGGGCGGAGAAAUUGUCCAGGCAUGCGCAUACGAUGUUCCUAUUGCUGGAUAUGGCACCUCGACUGUAAACAACCUCCGACUCUGGGGCAGCAAGGCGGCGAGUGGCGAGUUCGACUUCCAGAAAUUCAACUCCGGAGAGUACGAGAGCUCCGUCGCGGACCAGCAGCGUGCUGAGACCAUCUCGGCGGUUUUGUACCCCAACGACAAUCUCGAGCGUGGAAAAGAACUCCGUCUGAAGCAACAAUACUUCUGGUGUGCCGCAUCUCUGUUUGACAUUGUUCGGAGAUUCAAGAAGACUCAACGGCCGUGGAAGGAUUUCCCCAACCAGGUCGCUAUUCAACUGAACGAUACCCAUCCUACACUGGCGAUUCCAGAGCUUCAGCGAAUUCUCAUCGACCAGGAAGGCCUCGAUUGGGACGAAGCGUGGAGCAUCGUUUCCAAGACCUUCGGGUACACAAACCACACCGUCCUUCCAGAGGCCCUCGAGAAGUGGUCAGUGCCGCUCUUCCAACACCUACUGCCCCGGCAUCUUCAGAUCAUCUACGACAUCAACCUACAAUUCCUUCAAUACGUUGAGCGAAACUUCCCCAAGGAACGUGAUAUUCUCAGCCGCGUCUCCAUAAUUGAGGAGGCCAAUCCAAAGAUGGUCCGCAUGGCCUACCUUGCUGUCAUUGGCUCGCAUAAGGUCAAUGGUGUUGCUGAGCUCCACUCCGAUCUCAUCAAGACCACCAUCUUCAAAGACUUCGUCAAGAUCUACGGACCCGAUAAAUUCACCAACGUCACGAACGGAAUCACCCCCCGUCGUUGGUUGCACCAGGCCAACCCAAGACUUUCGGAGCUCAUUGCUUCCAAGCUUGGAGGCUACGACUUCCUGAAAGACUUGACUCUCCUUCACAAGCUCGAGGCAUACGUCGACGACAAGGACUUCCGAAAGGAAUUCCAAGAAAUCAAGUAUGCUAACAAGGUGAGACUCGCCAAGUACAUCAAGGAUACUCUAGGCGUCAGUGUCAAUCCUUCCGCUCUCUUCGACGUUCAAGUCAAGCGUAUCCACGAAUACAAGCGACAACAGCUGAACAUCUUCGGUGUUAUUCAUCGGUACCUUGCGAUCAAAGCAAUGUCGCCAGAAGAGAAGAAGAAACUAGCUCCUCGCGUCUCAAUCUUCGGUGGUAAGGCAGCUCCUGGAUACUGGAUGGCCAAGACCGUCAUCCAUCUCGUCAACCAGGUUGGCAAGGUCGUCAACAGCGACAAGGACGUUGGUGAUCUGCUCAAGGUCAUCUAUCUUGAGGACUACAAUGUCAGCAAGGCCGAGAUCAUCUGCCCGGCUUCCGACAUCAGCGAGCAUAUCUCCACUGCUGGUACUGAGGCCAGUGGUACCAGCAACAUGAAGUUCGUCAUCAACGGUGGUUUGAUCAUCGGCACCUGCGAUGGUGCUAAUAUCGAAAUCACCCGUGAAAUCGGCGAAAACAACAUCUUCCUCUUCGGCAACCUAGCAGAAGACGUCGAGGAGCUCCGUCACUCACACAUGUACGGCACCUACACGCUUGACCCGUCCCUCGCCGCGGUCUUCGACUCUAUCCAAUCGGGCACUUUCGGCGACGCGGGCGCGUUCACUUCGCUUGUCAACGGCAUCGUCGACCAUGGCGAUUACUAUCUCGUUUCUGACGACUUCGCGAGCUACUGCAAGACGCAGGAUCUGAUUGAUGAGGCCUACCGCAACCAGGAUGAGUGGCUUACAAAGGCUAUCACAUCGGUGGCGCGCAUGGGCUUCUUCAGCAGUGAUAGGUGUAUCGACGAGUAUGCGGAGAUGAUCUGGAACACGGAGCCUUUGGUGCCCUCAAAAGACGAGUAAAGUAGAUAGUUUUCUAUUGCAAGUUAACGAGGUGGUCGAGCUUGAUGCUUCUGAUGAGACGAACUUGGCCUGGCAUAGAACUAGCCGUUUCUCUUCACUGUUUCUAAUUUGACAUGACUCUCUUCUUCCUCUUCGCUGAUCUGAUGUUUUCCCUAUAGAAACGUCGUAGAUAGUUGAUUGAAGCGGGCUCAAUUCAUGCUCAUCUAGUCUUUCAUAAAAGCGUGCUUUUCCGAUAGCAAAUGUGCGUGCAGGGGCAUUCGUUGCCAAUUGAAGGGAAAGAAUAGGAUUCCUUGAAAACAAACU